Messenger RNA from Betta splendens (Siamese fighting fish), 1661 nucleotides. It is a transcript of the gene blmh, whose product is annotated as bleomycin hydrolase. Gene Ontology annotation, biological process: L-homocysteine catabolic process; proteolysis; response to toxic substance. The coding region runs from base 151 to 1509 and encodes 452 amino acids. NCBI's taxonomy places the organism in Eukaryota, Metazoa, Chordata, Actinopteri, Anabantiformes, Osphronemidae. Gene Ontology annotation, molecular function: cysteine-type aminopeptidase activity. The transcript has 12 exons. The record is from RefSeq and is a predicted model, not a curated record. Gene Ontology annotation, cellular component: cytoplasm.
CCCGCCCCGCUGCCGUGUAAAAAGACCGGUGGCGAGUCCGCAAACGAGCGCACCCCGUGAUCACACUGACUGACUGUCCGUGAAUGAGAUAAACAAAGAACCGGUGACUUUUCGGGAAAACAGACGCCGCUCUUCAAGCUCCGCGGGAACAUGGAAACUGGAUUGAGUCAAGACAAGUUGGCCAUUUUCAUUAAGCGGCUGCGGGCAGAGCCACGGUAUUUGUUGGCCCAGAAUGUAUCGACCUGCAUCGACCCACUGGAAGUUUGUCUGCACCGGCAGACUGUCCAGGAUACUGUGCACAUCUUCCAGCACUCAAUCCCCACAGAGGGCAAGCCCAUCACCAACCAGAAAAACUCAGGGCGAUGUUGGAUCUUCUCGUGCCUGAAUGUGAUGCGACUUCCCUUCAUGAAGAAGUUCAACAUAGAGGAGUUUGAAUUUAGUCAGUCCUAUCUCUUUUUCUGGGACAAGGUGGAGCGUUGCUACUACUUCCUUCAGGCGUGUGUGGAGACGGCACAGAGGAAGGAGCCAGUGGACGGGCGUCUGGUUCAGUUCCUGCUUUCCAAUCCAACAAAUGACGGAGGACAGUGGGAUAUGCUGGUUAACCUUAUUGAAAAAUAUGGCGUCAUUCCAAAGAAAUGCUUUCCAGAGUCACACAGCUCAGAGGCCUCACGUAGAAUGAAUGACAUCCUCAAUCAUAAGCUGAGAGAAUAUUGCCUUAGACUAAGGAACAUGGUGGCCAGUGAGGCCACUAAAGCUGAACUGUCUGAAGCAAUGGACACCAUGAUAGAGGAGGUUUUCCGGGUGGCCAGCGUCUGUCUAGGCAGCCCUCCUGAAACCAUCUGCUGGGAGUACAGGGACAAGGACAAGAACUUCCAUCGCAUGGGACCCAUCACUCCCCAGGAGUUCUACAGGCAGCAUGUCAAACCCUUGUACAACAUUCAGGACAAAGUCUGCCUUGUGAAUGACCCUCGACCUCAGAAUCCUUACGGGAAGCUUUACAGUGUUGAGUUCUUAGGUAACAUGGUUGGAGGCCGCAGCACUCUGUACAACAACCAGCCUAUCCAGCUGCUUAAAAAAGCCGCGGCAGAGUCCAUCAAAGAUGGAGAGGCGGUGUGGUUCGGCUGUGACGUUGGGAAACAUUUCCAUAGCAAGCUGGGCAUCAAUGACAUGAACGUGUUCAACCACGAGCUUGUGUUUGGAGUUUCGGUGAAGAACCUUUCUAAGGCAGAGCGGCUCAUAUACGGAGACUCUCUCAUGACUCAUGCUAUGAUCCUCACGGCUGUCACAGACAAGGAUGGGAAAGAAGGCUAUGAGAAGUGGAGGGUGGAGAACUCCUGGGGUGAUGACCGCGGGAACAAAGGUUACCUGAUCAUGACGGACGACUGGUUCUCUGAAUACGUGUACGAGGUGGUUGUAGACAAGAGGUUCCUCCCAGAGGAUGUCCUGGAAGUGAUGCAACAGGAGCCCGUUGUACUUCCUGCCUGGGAUCCAAUGGGAUCCUUGGCAUAACUAGAGAAAUCCAGGUUUUAGCCCCAGCCCCAGGUCUAUGUGACUCUGCCCUAUUCCUCAGCUGCUUUUAUCUCAAUACCCCCCCCAACACUUCCUAUCAAAUCAUCCUGUUCUUCUAGACAGAAUAAUAAAGAUUUUGUUUUUUUACUGGA